Acyrthosiphon pisum (pea aphid) is the source of this 1483-nucleotide messenger RNA. RefSeq names its product BUD13 homolog (gene Bud13). The record is from RefSeq and is marked validated. Lineage: Eukaryota; Metazoa; Arthropoda; Insecta; Hemiptera; Aphididae. Gene Ontology annotation, biological process: mRNA splicing, via spliceosome. Gene Ontology annotation, cellular component: RES complex; U2-type spliceosomal complex. Gene Ontology annotation, molecular function: RNA binding.
GUGUUAUUAUUCCGCAAUUCUGCAUUCUGUAUUGGCAACUGGCUACUGGCAGUUGACGCAUUCGUGAUUUUGUUUACUACGAAAUAGGUAUACAAUAAUACCAAAAACAUUGACUUAUAAAAUAAAAGUGUUAUUACUAUAACUUUAAAGUGCCUUAUGACUAAAAGUUAGAUGUGACAGAACUCUACUACUUACUAGUCUUCAAGUUGUUUAUAACUAUAAAUUUAUAACAUUGCAAUAAAAAUGUUUUAAUGGAUUUUCAUCCACUACACUAAUUAAAUUAUGAUAAGUUAAAUUUAUCAUGAAUUAAAUAUUGUUUGUGUACAAAACGUGUUAUAGAUACAAAUUUGAUAGUUUAGUGAAAUCAACUAGCAGAAAACAUGUCAGAAAAAGAGACCAAAAAAAAAGUUAUAUCCCAGAAAGAUUAUCUAAAAAGAUAUCUUUCUGGUGGAAAGAAGAAAAAAGACAAAACUAAAAUUCAAAAAAGAGUACAAAUUAUUGAUGACAAUAUUGAUUGUGUGGAAAACGAAAAUGAAAAUAAAAUUGGAUUUGAUCCAGUUGAUGAAUUUGCACCUCAAAUAGUAGGUGUUAUUGAUGAGAGGCCUAAAGAUAUUAAAACAUUGGACAUGUACAAAAAUAAAAAUCGGUGGAAACGAAUAGGUGGUGAUAGUGACAUUGAAGAAGAUUCUACUAAAAUUGACGUUGAUCAAGUCAACAAUUAUGUGCAACAAAUGAAUAAAUCUACUUUAAAUGAACUUAUAAAAGAGAAAAACGAAGAGUCAAUAGAAAAUGGUAUACCUAUUAGACGUGAUAGAAAAACUGGUAAGAAACGAGAUCUUAAAAGAGAAAGAGAAGAAGAAAAAAAGAAAGAAGAAAUAUUAAAAGAACAUAAAGCAAAAUAUGCUAUAUGGGGAAAAGGUGUAAAACAAGUUAAGGAUGCUCAGGAACAAUACCAGUCUGAUUUACAUGAGAUGCAAAAACCAUUAGCAAGAUAUGCAGAUGAUCAAGACCUGGAGAAUUUGUUGAAGUCUAAAAUCAGAGACGGAGAUCCAAUGCUUGAAUAUAUCACAAAAAAUAAAGGAUCAGGCGAAGAGUCUCCUGAUGGUGUGAGACAUGAAGUAAGAGAAUUUCGAGGGUUUUGUCCACCAAAUAGGUUUGGCAUACGUCCAGGAUUUGCAUGGGAUGGUGUAGACAGAUCAAAUGGUUAUGAACAGAAAUGGCUAUUGCAGCUAAAUUCUCAGAAAGCUGUGGAAGAUGAAGCAUAUAAAUGGAGCAUUUCUGACAUGUGAAUUUGUAUAAUCAACAUUAAUUCUUGUUAUUUAUGAUUGGCACCUAUAAUUAUGUUGUAAAAACAUGUAAUCAGACAAAAGUCUCAAUUUAUUAAAUUAAAAAUAUUUGUAAAAUUUCUAUAAAACAAUCAAGUGUGAAAAUUAAUAACAAAAUAAAGUGGCUGUCAUCCAAAUACUUUAAAAAUACUGAACAA